Messenger RNA from Pseudopodoces humilis (Tibetan ground-tit), 2266 nucleotides. It is a transcript of the gene GALR3, whose product is annotated as galanin receptor 3. Gene Ontology annotation, biological process: G protein-coupled receptor signaling pathway. Gene Ontology annotation, cellular component: plasma membrane. Gene Ontology annotation, molecular function: G protein-coupled receptor activity. The record is from RefSeq and is a predicted model, not a curated record. Lineage: Eukaryota; Metazoa; Chordata; Aves; Passeriformes; Paridae.
UCGAGCUGCCCAGAUAAACUCUUCUAUGGUAUGCAUCCUCCUGCUACCACUGCGUGGGCUGGACUGGAGGUCUCCCCCUGAGCAAGUGGCAAAGCUGCAGGCUCUUCCUCAAAAAGGUGGCUCCAGGGUCUCCUCCACAUCCUCACCUACCUGCUACCAUCCAGCCCUUGACUACUUCUCAGCAUCAAGAAAAGUGCAGGUCCCUGCAGUCUGACAGGAAGAUGCCAGGGGCAUUGAACAUCUCUUCUGACAGCCCAGAGCUACGAGCAGCAGGGAUUAUUGUGCCCAUCAUCUUCUCCCUCAUCUUCCUUGUGGGUACUGUGGGAAAUGGGCUAGUGCUGGCUGUGCUGCUGUGGAAUGGCCAAGUCAAGUACUCCACCACCAACCUCUUCAUCCUCAACCUGGCUGUGGCUGACCUGUUCUUCAUCAUCUGCUGUGUCCCUUUCCAGGCCACCAUUUACACCCUGGAUGGGUGGCUCUUUGGGGCCUUUGCCUGCAAGGCUGUGCAUUUCCUGAUCUACCUCACCAUGUAUGCCAGCAGCUUUACCCUGGCUGCUGUCUCUGUUGAUAGGUACUUGGCCAUUCGCUAUCCACUGAAGUCCCGGGAUCUCCGCACGUCCCGAAAUGCGGGAGUGGCCAUUGUGGUAAUCUGGUCACUGUCGCUGCUCUUCGCAGGGCCUUACCUCAGUUACUACCAGAUAAUCCAUUACCACGGUGUGCCCAUCUGUGUCCCCGUCUGGGAGGACCAGCGCCGAAAGGUUCUGGACAUCCUCACGUUUGUAUUUGGAUACCUGCUGCCUGUGACCGUGGUGAGCCUGGCAUACACUAGGACCAUCAAGUUCUUGUGGACUUCUGUAGACCCCAUAGAAAGAAUCUCAGAGUCUCGGAAAGCCAAGAGUAAGGUCACCAAGAUGAUUGUCACAGUGGCCAUCCUGUUCUGCCUCUGCUGGCUGCCCCACCACCUGGUCAUCCUCUGCUUCUGGUUUGGCCACUUUCCCUUCAAUCGGGCCACUUACGCUUUCCGCCUGGCUUCCCACUGCCUUUCCUACACCAACUCCUGCCUCAACCCCAUUGUCUAUGCCCUCAUCUCCAAGCAUUUCCGCAAGCGUUUCAAGCAGGCCUUCACCUGCCUCUUCUUCCAGAACAAGAUCAGGAAAAAGAAGAAGAGAGUUGGAAGGAAAGCUCGUAUGGUCAGUGUGGGAAGAGGUUUUGCCAACAGGGCAGGAGCUUUCUAUGGAGGCAACACUGAGGUGACCCAAGUCCCAGAGAACAGCAGGAAGAGGGACCAUGAAGAUGCCAGUCGUGCCAGAGCAAGGACUCGGCAGGUACAAGAUGCCAUAGUCUCUGUUCAGAAGGAAGUACUGGAGGAGGAAAUUUUGGCAACAGCUGGCCAUUCCCUCGAUGUGACCCCUCUAAGAGGAACUGCUGGACAAGACAAAGAAGAAGCCUUAGAAAAGGGCUAGACGGGAAAGUCUCCAUUUGCAUCACAUUUUCUGACCACAUCAGAGUGGUUUUGCUUUCCUCCAGGAUCAUCAUGCCCACGCCUUAUCCCCACUGAGAUGGUUUUAUGUUGGCAGUGAGAGAUGAGCUCAUUCAGACCCAUUAAACUGAGUUCAAGUCCCCCAGAACUCCUCAAACGCCUCCUCUAUGAUCCUGUAGCCAUGUCUGAGACCUGCCAUUAUCCCAUCUCAACAUUCACAGUAAACUUUAAGUGGCUACAACAGCUCUCCUUUUCUCUGAUUAAGAAUGGCGUUUUAUUAGUGCUGUGUGGAUCCUUAAAAUAUAACUCUUAACAUGUGGCAGAUCUGCACCUAUAAUUCUUUAAGAGAAGGUGAAAGAUGGGAAGCUCAGGAAAAAGUGUUUAGGGAAAGCUGUGACAUUGUGGGACACCCAGACUUCCACACUGAAGCUGGGAAACAAUUACAGGUUGUCAUGGCACUUGUAGGUAUCCUGAGCCCUGCAUGGACUACAAAAUCCUCUGAUGUCCUCACUUGUAUGUAUGUAUGUAUGGUGCUGGAAAUUGUGUCAAAAAUAAAGGGGUUUUGGCCCCAGCCAGUGCUGUAGGCAUUGUCCUGGGUGACAUCAGGCAGCUUGCAGAGCUGUGAUGUGCAUGAGCAGAGCCACGAUCUCCUCCUUAUUUAUCUUCUUUUUCUGUUCCCUACUUCUGUUUGCGUAAAUCUUUCCUUUUUGUUUUGUCCUGCCCACUCUCAAUUCCCAGGUGACAUGGUAUUUCUAACGCUCCCUGAAGCUGUUGUAUGCCUUGCUG